AAGAUUAGGAAACCAUAGGAGAGCCGCCGACUCCAACUACUGUCCAUGUACGAUCCAUACUGAAUUUGACCAACUGCCCAUCCUACCUCCUCUAUGUUCUUGACAACUCAUCUUUGUUUUAUCUCAGAACUAAGCUGAUUAUAACUAAACUAAACUAAACUGAAAAUAAACUUAGGAAGAACAGACUCUAAGGGUAAGUUUAUUGCAAGACUCUAAGACUAUACUUCAGACUCUACCACAUCAGCUUUUCACUAAUUCAGACUAAUUUCAGACUCUCUUUACUUUUAUACUUUAUCCCCAGACUAUUAUCAAGACUCACUUUUUUUUUUUUAUUAAUAAGAUUUUUUUUUAUUUGGGCUAAUAUUUUUUUAAAAAAAAAUUCUAAGAAUUGAGACAUCUGGCAAGGGGAGUCUUGAGUUGAGUUUUGGAAAUCAAAACUCACUUUAAGACUAUGGAGUCUUAGAGUAGUUUAUUGCACAAGAUCCACAAAAGUUUCAAAUCAAAACUCCUUUUAAGACUUACAAUAAACUUAUCCUAACUAAAAUAAGACCACAUUUAACCAUUCACUUUAAACACAUAAAAGAUUUAAAAAAAACAAGGCCCAAAGGCCAAAAUAAUCCCAAAACACCAAAAAAUAAAAAUAAAAACCAUAAACAAACAAGGACAAAUUAGUCAAUUCUUUCCUCACACCCUCAAAUCCCCAACUUUUUCAUGACUCAUUCCACCCAAUCCUCCAAAACACAAACAACAACAACCACCACCACCAAACCAUGACCACAACAAAACCACAAAAAUGGAGUUGGCCAUCCGCCAUAAUCGGCGCAACAACCGCAGCUACAACCGCAGCACUAAUAACCGCCAAGCCAAAAGACCCAGCUUUCGAAGUCAUUUCCAUCGACUUAACAUCUUUCAAGCUCAAUUUCCCAGCUUUAGACGCCGAGUUAAUCUUAACCGUCCAUGUAAACAAUCCUAACAUCGUAGCCAUCAAUUAUGAUACUACUACUAUGUCUAUCUUUUAUGACGGCUCACUUCUUGGAACGGCUCGGCUUGAAGCUGGUUCACAGCCGGCUAGGUCUUGUCGGCUUGUUCGGCUUCCGGCUCGGCUUAGUGGGUUGGAGCUGGUGGCUCAUCAUGUUAGCCGGUUUAUGUCUGAUGUGGCUAAGAGAGAGAUGGUUAUAGAUGCUGUUGUUGAUGUGGAAGGUGUUGCGAAAGUGUUGUGGUGGGAACAUAAGUUUAGGGUACAUGUGGAUAGUAGGGUGUCUGUUGAUCCUGUUUUUCUUGAUGUUAUUGAUCAAGAUAAUAGAUCUCAGAUGGAGCUUUUUGUUUCUUGAUGUUAAUUGUUAUUUUGUAUUGAACACUAUUUUCGCCGAAUGGUCAAGAUUGAGAUGCUAUGAAAAAUAUCAUUGUUAAUU
Beta vulgaris subsp. vulgaris (sugar beet) is the source of this 1412-nucleotide messenger RNA. RefSeq lists its product as hypothetical. The record is from RefSeq and is a predicted model, not a curated record. Gene Ontology annotation, cellular component: plasma membrane. Lineage: Eukaryota; Viridiplantae; Streptophyta; Magnoliopsida; Caryophyllales; Amaranthaceae. The transcript has a single exon. Bases 771 to 1331 code for a protein of 186 amino acids. Gene Ontology annotation, biological process: response to desiccation.